Messenger RNA from Megalopta genalis, 978 nucleotides. Its product is annotated as ribosomal RNA processing protein 36 homolog. The record is from RefSeq and is a predicted model, not a curated record. Gene Ontology annotation, biological process: maturation of SSU-rRNA from tricistronic rRNA transcript (SSU-rRNA, 5.8S rRNA, LSU-rRNA). Gene Ontology annotation, cellular component: nucleolus; 90S preribosome. NCBI's taxonomy places the organism in Eukaryota, Metazoa, Arthropoda, Insecta, Hymenoptera, Halictidae.
AAGUCUCGUAUCAGAUGGCACUGUGGUCGAUUUGUACCACGAAAAUUCGUUGUGUUCAAUCUAUUCAUAAUUUCAUAUUUACUGCUUUUAACAUGGCGACUUCGUGGAUACUCCGUAAAAGCAGAAACAAUUGUGAACCUCAAAACUAUUUUUCGAGAAUUAACAUGAGAGAUGAAGAAGAUGUUCUUCUUGAUGAAGACAAGGAUCAGAAUGAUAUCAGAGCUCAACUGUCACAGAUGAGCUUUGAGAAUUUACAGAAGCUUAAAGAAAAAUUAGGGACAAAAGUUUACAAUGAAGUCUUGUUUGGCCCAAAAAGGGUUGACCCAAAAAGGGUUCGUAACAUUGAAUUCGAACGAAGAAACAAAGACAUGCCACAAGAAGUUUCUUCAAAAAAACCUGUUCCACGAUUAAGGGUUAUUGCACGUGUAAAGAAAAAUAUACCUAGGGAUCCUAGAUUCGACAGCCUGUGUGGUACAUACGACCCAAAGUUUUUUAAAAAAUGUUAUGGAUUCAUCAACGAUGUGAAACAGAACGAUAUAAAGAAAUUAAAAAAGGAAUUAGAGCAGACCGAUGAUCCAGAAAUUAUAAAAAAGAUUAAGUAUCUGAUUCAAAGAUUAGAAAAUCAGUUACGCGAAGGGACCAGACAGAAUAAAAGAGAGCAGAAAGUAUAUCAAGAAAAGAAAAAAGUUGUGGAAUCUAUUAAGAAGGGAGAAAAACCUACCUUCAAGAAGAAAUCUGAAGUGAAAAUGUUGGAUUUGAUUUCUCAAUACGAGGAAUUGAAAAAGUCAGGUAAGCUAAAGAAACAUAUUCAACGAUUACGGAAGAAGAAUCUGCACAGAGAUCGAGAAAAACUGGCAUCAUCGGAUAUGGAAUGAAAACGACAACGGGUGUACAUGAAAUUAAAAUUUAUAUGAAUCGAACAUGGCUGGAGUAAUUACAGGUGUACAUAAGCGUAAUAAAUACUACCGACAUUCAAAA